GUGCUCUCUAUAGUGCGGCGGAUACGCUCUGGCAGGACCGGAAGUCGCCUCUUUUUCUCCCUUGCCUCACUGAGCCGGUGCUAAGAUGGCGACUACCGCUGAGUACGACGUGAUGAUGGUCCCGGAGGAAGCGGAGAGGAGCGAAGAAGAGCGGGAGAGGGAGGCGGAGUCCUGCAAAGAGAAGGGGAACCUGUUCUACGCCAAGAAAGACUACAACUCGGCCUAUAACUAUUACACAAAAGCUAUAGAUUGGUCUCGCAAAAAUGCCAGUUACUAUGGAAACAGAGCCGCCACCUUGAUCAUGCUGAAUAAAUACAGGGAGGCCCUGGAAGAUGCACAACAGUCUGUGAGAUUGGACGACACCUUUGUGAAGGGUCACCAGCGUGAGGGCAAGUGUCACCUGUCCCUCGGAAACGCCAUGGCGGCUACUCGCUGCUUCCAGAAAGUCGUAGAACUGGAACCAAAGAACGAGCAAGUGGGACAAGAGCUGAAGAACGCGGCCGCUGUGUUGGACUAUGAGAGAAUUGCCGAGACCGACUUUGAGAAACGGGAUUUCCGCAAGGUUGUGUUCUGCAUGGAUCGAUCAUUAGAGUUGGCCCCCGCUUGUCAUCGCUUCAAAAUCCUCAAGGCAGAAUGUCUGGCGCUUCUCGGCCGAUACCCAGAUGCUCAGUCUGUGGCCAGUGAUAUCCUGAGGAUGGAUUCCACGAAUGCCGACGCUCUUUAUGUCCGGGGUCUGUGCCUUUACUAUGAAGACUGUAUUGAGAAAGCCGUGCAGUUCUUUGUGCAGGCCUUGAAAAUGGCCCCCGACCAUCAGAAAGCUCGUGUGGCCUGUAGGAAUGCCAAAGCUCUGAAGGCUAAGAAGGAUGAAGGCAACCAAGCUUUUAAAGAUGGCAAUUAUGAUCUGGCUCACAGACUUUACUCGGAGGCACUCGGCAUAGACCCCAAUAACAUCAAAACAAACGCAAAACUCUACUGUAACCGCGGCACUGUCAAUGCAAAGCUGAAGAAAUUAAACGAGGCAAUAGAGGACUGCACAAAUGCAAUAAAACUGGACGACACUUACAUUAAGGCGUAUUUACGUAGAGCACAAUGCUACACAGACACGGAACUGUAUGAAGAAGCAGUGAGAGAUUAUGAGAAGGUUUAUCAGACCGAAAGCACAAAAGAACACAAGCAGCUGCUAAAGAAUUCACAGCUGGAACUGAAGAAGAGCAAGAGGAAAGAUUACUACAAGAUACUGGGAGUGAAUAAGAAUGCGUCGGAGGAUGAAAUAAAGAAAGCCUAUAGGAAACGAGCACUGAUGCACCAUCCAGACCGACACAGCGCCGCUACAGCGGAAGUUCAGAAAGAAGAAGAGAAGAAAUUUAAAGAGGUGGGCGAGGCGUUCACAAUCCUGUCUGAUUCCAAAAAGAAAGCUCGCUAUGACAGUGGGCAGGACCUGGAAGAAGAUGGAUCAAAUAUGGGAGAUUUUGAUGCCAACAACAUAUUCAAGGCUUUCUUCAGUGGCCCCGGAGGGUACAGCUUCGAAGCCUCUGGCCCAGGAAAUUUCUUCUUCCAGUUUGGGUAACCUCCCCAUUCAUAUUGUUCAUCCCACCCCAAGCCCCUCCCAUUGCCCGGCACCCUCUUGUUCAAGUGUUUUAACCUGGAAUAUGGACUUUAUUUAAUCAGACUCUUCACCGCAUCGUCCUGUCUCUCUGUUUAUUAGAGAAGCAGAUUUUUCUGGGUUUUUUUUUUUGUUUUUGCCAUUGUUAAGAAAUGUCCAUGUGGGUUUAUAACCUCUUGUGUGAAGGCAAUUGGAACGUGUCGUGACCCAAAGCUAAAGUUUCAGUCCAUUGUAAAGAUUGUGCCAAUUUCUUGUGCAUCCUGAGUGGCCGCUGGCAGUUUGGGAUGUGAGUGGCGCUUCUAUGGUUCAUGUAGUUGCACUGGAAUUUUCAGUGGGAUUUAUUGGGGUUCCUAAGUGUCCGCUCACCCACAGAGCUGCACCCGCCGCUUCACUUCUCCAAUUGGAAACUGGACGAUGCAUCAUGUGACCUGUACAGAGCAUCUGUAACUGUUCUAGUGGGAAGGGCCGAGCCCAUUCAUGCCCAUAUGUGGAACUGCUUUAAAAUGUGCAAAUCCAGAUCAUUUAUUUUUUUCUCGUUUGCCUGAUCUUUGGUCAUACUGCUCUUUAUUGGUGGGCAGAACCCACGCACCAACAGCUCUUGCAUGCGCCAGUGGCAGCAAAGAGACGGGACGUUCAUGAACUAAACGUGUUCUCAUGUUUUUAAUCCCCUCGCUCAUGUCCCACUCUGUAUUCAAAGCCACACUCAAUGAUAUGCCGCCAAUCUGGGCCUGUAAAAUGUUAUAUUAAUCUCUGAACAUCCUCGCAAAACGUGAAGGAUUUGAAUAAAACUGUUUAAACCUG
Molecule: messenger RNA, 2404 nt
Organism: Xenopus laevis (African clawed frog)
Lineage: Eukaryota; Metazoa; Chordata; Amphibia; Anura; Pipidae
Gene: dnajc7.S
Product: DnaJ heat shock protein family (Hsp40) member C7 S homeolog
Exons: 14
Coding region: 86-1567 (493 amino acids)
Cellular component (GO): cytoskeleton; cytoplasm; nucleus
Source: RefSeq, a predicted model, not a curated record